AUGCUAGACAAGUUGGGAGAAGAAUUUAACAGUAGUGAAAUUCUCUUGUUCUUUGUCAGUGUCAUCAUGUCUGAGGACUGGGGUGCUGCUGAUGAUGCCGCACCAGUAGUAGUUGCACCUGAAGUGCAGGACAUUAAACUCUUUGGAAAAUGGAGCACUGAUGAUGUGCAAGUCAGUGACAUCAGUUUAACUGUAAGUGUGUUAUUUCCUUUUGCUGUCUGCCAAUGGUUGAUCAGCUGUUUGCUUUGUCAGUGGCUUGGGGGCUUAUUUAUCAAGGAAAACUUAUAAUUUUUGAGAAUAAAACCUCCUGGCUUGUGUUUAAAUGCAAUUAAGGAUGGUUUAAAUUAGUGCUGCUUUAUACUUGUGUGGUUGGUUCACAUUGAUUAAGGUUGUGGUUUUCAACUCAAUAUAAUAGAAACAGGCCAGCUUUUAAAGCUGCCACUUCACAUUCUUGGCCUCUUGGGAUGUACCAGUUAGUGUUCUGUAUGCAAGAAUUAAAAUCAGGGAUGCAAGUCAAUCACUGAAGGUUGCAUUGAAUCAAGCUUUCAACUUGAUAGGUUUGAUGUAAUUUUGCUUUUUUUUCUCUCACAAUGAUCAGGAUUAUAUUGCAGUUAAAGAGAAGUAUGCCACAUAUCUUCCUCACACUGCUGGGCGAUAUGCCUCAAAAAGGUUUAGGAAGGCACAGGUAAUAAUUGAAAAGUAUUUGUUACUAUCAGCAAACUAAUCAAAAGCUGAAACCUGUUCUUUAAACAGAAUGAAAAUGACCUUGUGGCUUAUUCUCACCCAUGAAAAUAGAGGGUAGACUUAAAACCCUCAGGCCAGUUACUAUGACAAGAUGUUGCCAUUUUUUUGUUUUUAUGAUCUAAGCCUUGAUUUCUGUGAAUAGUGGUCAAGAAUUUUAAUUAGCUGAUAAUGAAAAAAACUUUUAUUUAGUUCAAACAAGCCAAUUGUAUAGAAAUCCUGUACAGUGAUUGUUCAAAACUAUGGCAUUUAAAUGUCAGGCUAAGUGCUUUUUCAGAGUAAAGUUUGUUCUUUGAGUCAAGGUUAAGCUGUGAUCCACCUUUAUGGCCUUUUUUGAAGUGAGAUAAUAUUUUCAUGGGAUAUCUUAGCCUUGUGAAAGCUUCAUGAGCAUAUCAUCAUGCAGUGUAACCAUUUUUCUGUUAGUGUCCCAUUGUGGAGCGACUUGUCAACUCUAUGAUGAUGCAUGGCCGUAACAAUGGCAAGAAGCUGAUGACUGUCAGAAUUGUAAAGCAUUCAUUUGAGAUCAUCCAUCUGUUAACAGGAGAGGUGAGGAACAACAGAGAACUAUUUUCAAUUUGAGCAGUCUGGAAACUAUUUUAUCCUGCCCUGUCAGCUGAUUCUCUUGUUAGUGAUAAGAUCGUAAAUUUCAAUUACCAUCAUUCAAGGAUGUACACUUAUCCAGGUGCAAAGCUUUGUAAGUAUGAUGCAAACACAGAGGGAGAUCUUUGGGAAUUCUAAAGCUUUUGUUAGCACAAGCUGCUAGCAGGGGUUACAAGAGGCACUUCAGUUUCUCUUGGCAAAAUCCAUCUACUGAUUUUAAAUGAUGUUAAAAAUCUGUCUGUGUUCAGAACCUUUUUACUUUUACAGUCUCUCAUUCCAGACUCAUUUCGCCAUUUUUUCUUUCUUCCUUUGACUUCUUUUUGUACAAGGCUGAAAAAGAACACUAAAGUUGUUGAAAAAUUUGUAGACCAAAGUCAGCAGACUGCAAGUUUUUAGAGUAAAACUUCCCUUUCCCUUUCCCUUCCCUGUAGAAUCCUCUGCAGGUUUUGGUCAAUGCCAUCAUCAACAGUGGCCCCCGUGAGGACUCCACCCGCAUUGGUCGUGCUGGUACAGUGCGUCGUCAAGCUGUAGAUGUGUCACCCCUGAGGCGUGUCAAUCAGGCCAUGUGGCUGCUCUGCACUGGUGCUCGUGAGUCAGCAUUCAGGAACAUCAAGUCCAUUGCAGAAUGUCUUGCUGAUGAGCUCAUCAAUGCUGCCAAGGUCUGAAUUGCAUUUAAUGCUAAAUGUAUUUAAAUAAGUGUACAUGUAAUAUGUUUUGCCAAACUAGGCCAACUGGCUUUUGACCUAAAUACAAGAUUUUCUUUAACCCUUAAACUCCCAAGAUCUUAUCAGUAAUUCUCCUUACUAUCUGCCCAACAAUUCUCAUUAUGUUUUGGAGAAUCUGGUAUCGGAUUAAUUAGUAAUCCCACAAUCAAUAUUUUUCUUUAUUCUCAUCACUUGUCUGCAUGAUAUUGUAUAGGUAUAGUAAUGAGAAAUUCUGUCUUGGUCUCUCAUGGGAGUUAAAGGGUUAACUAAUUUUGCUGCAUUUCCAAGCCUUAAUUUACCACUACAAUUUUUAAAACAUUACAUGACGCUUUCAGUAGGUGCCCUCUCUGGCCAAGUAGAUGCUAAUGUUUCCAAAGGCUUGAUGAUUUUCUGUUGUGUCUUAUACUUUCCUUUUUUCUUCUCUUUUCAGGGUUCAUCAAACUCUUAUGCUAUUAAGAAGAAAGAUGAGUUGGAACGUGUUGCCAAGUCUAACCGUUAAAAUAUCAAAACUGACAGCAGAACAUAAUAAAAAUUGUUUCUGAAUGGAAGACCUUGUCUCCUUCUCUGUGUUCACUGUUCAAUGUAAGGUUUUCACUCAGGAGUGAAGGUUGAUAGUGGAGUCUAUGUCUGGUAGAGGGUAGUCUUGAAAUGGAAUGUUAGCAGAUAGAAGUGCAUCUGUACAUGCAGUGUUCUUCCUUAUUUUAUGCAUGACAAGUAAA
This is a messenger RNA of Pocillopora meandrina, 2764 nucleotides long. NCBI's taxonomy places the organism in Eukaryota, Metazoa, Cnidaria, Anthozoa, Scleractinia, Pocilloporidae. The record is from the annotation of a GenBank genome assembly.